AUGACGGCACAACUAAAACACGUCACUAUUGAAACCACGUUGCGAACUUCAAGCAAAGAUUUAAAAAUUUUAGGAUUCUUCGCAGAAGUCAGCAAGAAAAAAUUGUUCACAGAAAUUCAUAUCCAAAGUUGUUUAUCGCCAAAGAUUUUGAAAAGCACAAGAAACAUCAUUACCAAACGAGUAUUUUCAAGAUCUCAUAAGAUAUUUCAAAGAAUUCGGAGAAAAAAGAAGAAAAUGGGUAAAAACAAUAGCGUUGACGAUUGUAUCAAUAUCUUGGAAGAACUAAAUGCUGAAAUGGUGGAUGUUUAUUUUCCAGUAAUAACAUGUCUCAUAUUUACUAUGAUAGCUGGGGGAAUUGGAAAUUGUAUUUUAGCUUAUGUAUACUAUUAUAAAUUUGAGAUUACUUCCACACAAGUAUUCGUUGUAGCACUCGCAAUGAACGAUUUUCUGACUUGCAUAAUAUGCAUACCAAUGGAAAUGGUGAUUCUUCAUUUUUCUUUCACUUUUCACAGUGAUAUUGCAUGUCGCUUGAUACGCUAUAUUGUGUCUACAGCAAUAGUCAUUUCAGCUUACAUUAUAUGCAUUAUAUCAGUCGACAGGUAUAUGCGUGUAUGCCGAUCCUUUCAACCUCAAAUUUCUGUUCAGAAAUCAAAGAAAAUUGUAGCAUUCUUAGUAAUCGCGGCAGCUAUUACUACUAUAGUAAUACCAUUUGUAUACUUCAAAAAUAAAAGAAUGGCCAAACAUUGUGGAAAUAUUGGUGAAGUAUGCUCACUUUCUGAGAGUUCAGAUCUUGUUAUAGGCUAUUAUAUUUUCCUAACGGGCGGUAGCUUCAGUGCAUUUCUUAUGCUGUUCUUAAUAUAUGCGCUGAUUGGAAUACGUAUUGGGAAAAUUUACAAAGCAAAGAAAAAUAUAAUUCAUAAACUUUAUACCAGUUCAACGCUCACUAAAAGUAUAUAUAUAAAUAGUAGAUUUCUUGAAAUUCCUUCUCCUACAAGAGAUGAAAGACAAUCAAUGCACCCGGUUCGGACAAAUUUUAUUCUGUCCACUAUCAGCUUGAUUUGGAUCAUCAGUUAUCUUCCACAUUUUGCGGCAGUAUUCUUUAGGCUCUCUAUAAAAAGUUUUAAUGAAACUGCAAGUCAUAAAGAAAACGCCCUUUACAAAUAUUUACUGUGUUCUUUUUACGUCAGCAGUGCUCUUAACCCGUAUGUUUACGGAGUUUUCUGCCAAAAGUUUCGUACUGAAUUAAAUAAUUUAUUUCGCAAAAUUUUCCAUUCAGAUCAUAAAUAAAAUACAGAAUUUCU
Messenger RNA from Octopus bimaculoides (California two-spot octopus), 1301 nucleotides. RefSeq lists its product as uncharacterized. Lineage: Eukaryota; Metazoa; Mollusca; Cephalopoda; Octopoda; Octopodidae. Gene Ontology annotation, biological process: G protein-coupled receptor signaling pathway. Gene Ontology annotation, cellular component: membrane. The record is from RefSeq and is a predicted model, not a curated record. Gene Ontology annotation, molecular function: G protein-coupled receptor activity.